AAAAAAAAAAAGACAAAGAAGUAAAUAUCAGAAGGACCUUCUUCCUGUUUUGAAAUGGGCAGCUUGUUACCCAUCGUGAUGUUGAUGAUGAUGAUGAUGGUGGUGGUGAGGAUGUUGUGAACGUUCAUUGAUCUGUACAGGUCGUUCUGUUGAAGGCAUGGCUGUGAGCUCGGGCUGCAGUACUGUGCUGAUGUCGGUGCGGGUGUCGGUUCGACCGCUCUCAGUGGGCUCAGACUCUCUGCGGCUGCAGCUCAGUAUGAAUCCGAACCGAGCGGGACUCUUCACACUCACGCUCAGACACACCGACCGCGGAGGACGCAGCGUGUCUCUAGCAGAGUUUGAUCUGCGCUCAAUGAAGUACGAGGUCACAUCGGCUCGAAGUCACGAACUUCAUCUCACCAAGCCGCCUCAUGACUGUCUGACGUUUACCUUCCGCAGCGAGCAGGAGGCCCAGGAGUGGGCAACUGUUAUGAUGUCGUCGCUCCGAGAGGCACACAGAGUUGCCAACAUUUCACAUACGUCAAAUGAUGAACUACAAUAUAUGAAGUGUGAAGAGAAAAACUCUACCUUGUCGCUCUUAACAAAAGAGGAGUUGUGUAUAGAGCUUUCUCGAGCAAUAGAGGCAGGAGACACUCAUGCAGCGGUUCGGUACACCACAGAUCUGGCUCAGCAGCAGACAGCACUGAGUAUUCAGCCAGCUCUAAAGGACACUGAGGACAGAGAGAUAAGCUUAACAGUGGUAGUAGAGGACUCGUCAUCUUCCUGUUGCGUCACAGUUAAAAUCCUCCCUCAUAUGACUAUUGCUUCUCUUAAGCAGCAGAUGUUUCUUGAGUAUGGUUUUCACCCUAGGGUACAGCGCUGGGUGAUCAGUCAGUGUCUGUGCACUGAUGGCCGUUCUUUAGCGUCGUACGGAGUAUGCAGGGACGGUGACACAGUGUUUCUCUACCUCCUGUCUGCCCGUCACGCCUGCCUCAGUCACCAGCUGUGUCAGCAGGACCAGAAGAAAGCCUUCCUGAUGCCUGCACCACCACCAGCCCUCAUAACGGCCCCCACACCAACCAGCAGCGUCCCCGUUGGCCACGACUGGAGAGGCUACAGCACGCUACCUCCCCGAUUUAGCCACAGUAGCACAGGUGGUAGUGGGUGUGGCACAGAGAAAACUAGUGACAUAAUUAACCUUGAGAGGUUGCAACUUGGAGGGUCCAAACUGAAAACAAGUAACAUGCAGUCAGGAUGGUCUUGUCCUUCCUGUACAUUCAUAAAUAAGUCCACAAGACCAGGCUGUGAAAUCUGCAGCACAGAUCGACCCAAUCUUCCCAAUCACAGUAGCGUUCAACAGGAAAAAGUAAGAAGAUCCGAUCAGUGAAACUGGGUUGUAAAUACACAAGUAUUUAGACAAAAACUCUAAUCUCACAUUCAUGCACAUUCUAAAAACCCGUGACAUCUGUGGAGGUACAACAAAACUCCAGUUCUCAUCCUUCAUCCUGAAGUUCGACAUUGUAGUCCUUUGCUUCUAUGGUAGUUGGCUUUCAACAAAGUCUCAAACUCCCCCAGUGGCUAUAUAGUAGGGCUGCACAAUUAAUCAAAUAAAUAAUUGAGAUGACGUUUACUGCUUGGUCAAUUACCAAGCAUUUCAUUUUGGUCUACUCCCUUUACAUCAGUAUAUUUUUUGCAGGGGUUGAGCAUUGCAACCAAUCACAGACGUGCACAUUGCUCUUUUUCUGUGUUUAAUUUACUCAAACUGUUUUUCAUGAUAAUAAGAGGGCCAAUGUGAUUUACUGGUAUUUAUAAAGCAUAUAUACUGAAACAGUAAAGUCACUCAGGAACACCGUUCCUUCUGCUUGUUUUGGAUGUGUAGCCUACAUAUUACAUGCUCCACACUAAAUAUGUAUUUUAAUGUACAUUUAAUCUCAAUGGCAAUAUGAAGGGAAAUAAUUGACAAUUAUGAUUUGUCAUAAUCAUGCAGCCCUGCUAUAAAGCUAAUUUUGGGUAAUCUCACUUGGUUUUCAAGGUAUUGCCACAGUGCAGUUGUCAGUCUAUAGUAACUUCACAUUGUUAACAUUUUGAGCAGAGGUUUUCAAACAUUCCUCGCCCAUUUGCAGAUGUUAGCGAAUGAACUGUCCAGAGGCUGGAUUCACACAAAAAAGUGGAAGAAAAAAAACCGGAAGUUCUUAGGAUAAAUUAUAAGAAAUAAGUUUUGCUAUUCAUUCACAAACUCAUUUGCUGUGCUGUUUUUUUCUCAACAGUUUACAAAUCUGAACUCACUACACAGUGAGCAAGUUGAUGUCACUUUCUGUAUCACAGUUUAAAUGGAACAAGACAAAUAUUCAAUUACAUUAUUUUAAUUUAUAUGCACUUGGCUCAAUUUUAGGGGCUUAAGCUUCAAAUGUGGCAAUUACUUCAUAUAGUUACAUUAUAUGACCAGGCCAGUAGUACAUGGCAGCUGAAUGAAACGCUCAUAAAUGCAUGUGAUGUAAAUUUAAAUUAUUCCAAUCUAACUGACUUGGAAUUGUCAUUGAAGCCUGUUCAUGUUUGGAACAAACAUAUAACUACAUUCAGACACAAGGUUAUUAAUUGCAUUUAUUUUUUUAUCUAGCUUAUUAUUUAAUGAACUGUGUUGUUUUGGGUUUGAUUGAUUUUAAUUGUAAUUGAAUUGAAUAUGCGUUAAUUGUAAACUAUCAUUGUUUUAUUGUAUUGUAAAUGUUCAUUAAUUCUUGCCAAAACGUGUAUCUGCAUUUGGCCAUGGCACUGCUGUGAAUAAACAUAUAAUGGAUAGAAGCUAAAGAGUAAUCUUUAGCCUCUUGAAAUGUGAAAGCUUUUAA
Molecule: messenger RNA, 2822 nt
Organism: Myxocyprinus asiaticus (Chinese sucker)
Lineage: Eukaryota; Metazoa; Chordata; Actinopteri; Cypriniformes; Catostomidae
Gene: sharpin
Product: SHANK-associated RH domain interacting protein
Exons: 9
Coding region: 158-1366 (402 amino acids)
Source: RefSeq, a predicted model, not a curated record